Messenger RNA from Drosophila innubila, 8597 nucleotides. Its product is annotated as adenomatous polyposis coli protein. The coding region runs from base 259 to 7818 and encodes 2519 amino acids. The record is from RefSeq and is a predicted model, not a curated record. The transcript has 4 exons. Gene Ontology annotation, biological process: nervous system development; cell migration; Wnt signaling pathway. Gene Ontology annotation, molecular function: gamma-catenin binding; microtubule binding; beta-catenin binding. Gene Ontology annotation, cellular component: catenin complex; cytoplasmic microtubule; beta-catenin destruction complex. Lineage: Eukaryota; Metazoa; Arthropoda; Insecta; Diptera; Drosophilidae.
CACACAAAACCGCUGUGUCCGGACGGUUUUGUUACAAAUCUACUCAUAAAUAUACGUGCGUUUUUAUUUGUUUUUAUCGCGAAGUGUGUUAGAAUUUUAAAUAAAUGCAAUUGCUGAAAGUAAACAUCUCAGAUAAAGUGUGAAAUGUGUCUACUCAAGACAACAGCUGCUUUAAGCUAUUAAGAACUUUUGGUCAAGGCCAUGACGCAUUGACUUGCCACUUUUGGCCAAGAUCCAGGUGAAGCGAAGUGAGGGGUCAUGUUGCAGCCAGCGCCUGAGCUGGAGGAGGAUGAUGGCGGACAGACGGACAGCAUUAUUACGGCCAUGGCUGGUGUGGGAUUAGACGAUACCGAAGUCGAUCUCGAAGUGGAUGUCGAAGUGGAUGUGGAUGUGGAUGCAGUACCCGAUCGUAAGCCACAUUUUUUGGAUUAUGAUGCAGCUGCACCGCCGGACUACGAGGAUAAUUAUGGCUACAAUCAUCGGGCCGCUGCCGGGGAGCAGCUGAAGAUGGACAAGAAAUACGAGCGGGAUGGCGAGAUAAGUGACUACGAAUUGGCCGCCAGUGGCUACACCAAGAAGGAGUUCACCCAGGACGACAACACGCUGCACUUUACACAAAGUGCCGGCUCCGGCGCCGCCGCCGGAGUGACCAAGAAGCCGGCAAAGCAUUUUCUCGACGAGAAUCCCAUAGCACCCGACUAUAUGCUGGCACAGGAGCUGCGCGAGCAUCGCAGUCUCGAUCGGAACUUUGAGCGGCAGUCGGCGCAGCAGCAGCAGCAGCAGGAGCUGAUGCCACCACAACGUCUUGGCUCGCCGGCAGCUGCAACAGCCGGGGGCAGAGUUUCCCGCAGCAAGGAGCCAUCGUAUACGUUGUCCCGUUUCCUAGAUGGAGAUACCGCACCUGCUUUGCCACGUUUGCCCAAGGGAACCGCCUGGACCAGCAGCUCGGAUGUGGAUGCCACCCUGGGCGCCAAAGUGGAAUGCGUAUACUCUUUGCUCUCCAUGCUGGGCUCGAAUGAUCCCUUGGAGAUGUCCAAGAAGUUUCUGGAACUGUCUGCGAAUGGACAGAGCUGUGCCACAUUGCGUCACUCCGGUUGCAUGCCGCUGCUCGUGCAGAUGAUGCACGCUCCGGACAAUGAGCAGGAGGUGCGCAAGUGCGCCAGUUUGGCACUCCACAAUGUGGUGCACAGUCAUCCGGAUGAGAAGGCGGGCAGAAGGGAGGCCAAAGUACUGCGACUGCUCGAUCAGAUUGUGGAUUAUUGCAGCUUCCUGAAGACGCUGCUCCAAAGUGGAGGCGAGGCCAUUGCCGAUGACUCGGAUCGUCAUCCGCUGGCAGCGAUUUCAUCAUUGAUGAAGGUCAGCUUCGAUGAGGAACAUCGACAUGCCAUGUGUGAUUUGGGUGCAUUGCAGGUAAUACCGAAUCUGGUGCAUCUGGAUCAUGCUGUCCAUGGUCCCAAGCCGGAGGAUCAAUGCUGCAAUUCAUUGCGUCGUUAUGCAUUGAUGGCCCUAACCAAUCUCACAUUUGGCGACGAGAACAACAAGGCGCUGCUCUGUGGCCAGAAGCAGUUCAUGGAGGCGCUGGUCGCCCAACUGGACACAUCCGGACCCGAUGAUCUGCUCCAGGUGACGGCCAGUGUGUUGCGCAAUCUCUCGUGGCGUGCCGACAGCAACAUGAAGGAGGUGCUUAAUGAGAUUGGCACGGUGACCGCCUUGGCCAAGGCUGCCAUGCGGAACAAGAGUGAGAACACCUUGAAGGCGAUCCUCUCCGCUUUGUGGAAUCUCUCGGCGCAUUGUAGCACCAACAAGGCCGAGUUCUGUGCGGUAGAUGGCGCUCUGGCCUUUUUGGUGGGCAUGCUGAGCUAUGAGGGACCCAGCAAGACCUUGAAGAUCAUCGAGAAUGCAGGUGGAAUACUUCGCAAUGUCUCCAGUCACAUUGCCGUGUGUGAACCAUAUCGUCAGAUUCUAAGGCAGCACAAUUGUCUGGCCAUUCUGUUGCAGCAACUCAAGUCAGAGAGUCUAACGGUGGUCAGCAAUUCGUGUGGCACUCUGUGGAAUCUCUCUGCACGUUGUCCGGAGGAUCAAAAGUUUUUGUGGGACAAUGGAGCGGUGCCGAUGUUGCGGUCAUUGAUCCAUUCCAAACAUGCCAUGAUCUCGGAGGGCAGCUCGUCGGCAUUGAAGAAUCUAUUGAAUUUUCGUCCCGCUGUACAGAAUCAAGAGCAACUUGAUCCCAUUGCCCGAUCCAUGGGCCUGAAGCAGCUGCCCACGCUCAAGGCGCGCAAACAGAAGGCUCUGCAGCAGGAACUGGGCGAGCGUCAUGCCGAGACCUGUGACAAUCUUGACAAUAGCAAUAGUAAUCCCAAUUCCAAUUCCAACCCCAAUGCCAAUGCCAAUGCCAACAAGCCACGUCGUCAUCCGGCUCCUCCACGUUUGUCACGCUCCGUCAUAACCAAAAGCGAAAGUCGCGAUUCUGUUUAUUCGGCCAAGUCCGAUACGGCCUAUGAGCAUCUGAUGCGCUCGGAUUCCAACCAACGUUCAGGUCAGAGUCAAAAUAACUUUGAGAUGGAGCUGGAACAAGAUGCGGAGGCAACGGAGGAGCAGCCCAUUGAUUACUCGGUCAAAUAUAGUGAAGGAGCUGCUGCUCCCGACAGCAAAACAACAACAUAUCAGGAAACGGAUUUGGAUCAACCCACAGAUUUCAGUCUACGCUAUGCGGAGAAUCAACUGGAAUCCGAUUUGAAGGCAGCAACAGUUGUGGCCACGCCUGCCAAGGCGGUGGUCGAGGAAGGUCAGGAAAUCCUUCUCAUACUGGACGACAGUGUCAAGUGUUAUCAGACCGAGGAUACGCCCUAUGUCAUAUCAAAUGCGGCCUCCGUCACGGAUUUGCGUCUAGCGGCCAAAGCGGAUGCAGAAGUCACGCCGCCAGUGGAGGAUCAAGCGGAUAGCAAGUCCAAUGAGGUGGCAGCCACAACAACUCCACAAGCUCCGGUCAAGAAGCCAGUCUCCAAGCUGUCACAAUGUGCAUCGGGCUCGUAUACACCAGAGAAACCCAUCAACUACUGUGAGGAGGGCACACCUGGUUACUUUAGUCGCUACGAUUCGUUGAGCAGCUUGGAUGAGCCUGGCAAGUCGGCUACGAAGCCAGCUAAGCCCGUCAAGGCGGAGGAGGAGCAAGUGCCGCCACAGGAGCAGCACUUGCAGCAGCCGGAGGCAUCGGUUAAGCCAGUUGCCACCUCCAGUUCUGCAUUGGACACGCCCUUGAUGUUCUCACGUCGCAGUUCCAUGGAUUCCCUGGAUGUGGAUGUGGCCAAUUGUGAUGAUAAGAGUUCGGUUGUAAGUGAUUUUAGUCGUCUGGCAAGUGGUGUCAUUUCUCCCUCGGAACUGCCCGAUUCCCCCACACAGAGCAUGCCACAAUCUCCGCGACGCAUCAGUGUGGCAAGUGCAAAUCUCCCCCAGCCCGCUGUCAAUGCGCAGCGUCCGUUGCGCAGCGUCUUUGAGGAUGAUUUGAGCAGUUUCAAUGUGGAGCAUACGCCGGCACAGUUCUCCAAUGCCACCAGUCUGAGUAAUCUCAGCAUUGUGGAUGACGACGACAAGCCGUUGGGUGACAACGAUAAGGAGGAUGAAAUGUUGCUCGCCAGCUGCAUCAACAUGGGCAUGCAACGUGGCAAUGUGGCAACUGGCACUGCAGCAGCUACAGGAGCAGGAGCAACCGGAACAACAGGCGCCGCCGUUUCGUCCUCCUCCGCUUUGGCAGAAGAAACUACGCACAGUUAUUGCACUGAGGAUACACCAGCUCUGCUCUCCAAGGUGGGCAGCAAUACAAAUCUCUCUGCCAUAUCGAUAAACUCCACGGUGGGAACUCAACCACAGCGCUAUUCGCUCAAUCUCUCCGAUGAUGUGUCCUCCAAUGCUUCAGAUUGCGGCUUAGGCGGUGGCCAGUCGUCCAAUCUUCUUCAGCAAUGCAUACGGGAUGGCAUGCAGAAGCCAACUCCACUUCCAGUUGCUGCUCCCGCCUAUUUGCCAGUUCACGAUGAGAUCAACAAGUAUCUCAUUGAGGAUAGUCCCUGCAAUUUCUCUAUCGUCUCCGGAUUGUCCAAUCUGACGGUGGGUUCAAGUCUAGUGGGACCUGCGGUACAACUACGAGAGGAUACUGGCGUUGUCGAUGCAAGCGGAGGGAAACCGGUAGGAAACGUGGCAUCGCAAGAGCAUUCUAGACGACCGCCGCAUUGGCAGGAUGAUUCAUUGAGCUCCUUGUCCAUUGACUCGGAGGAUGACACCAAUUUGCUGAGUCAGGCUAUUGCCGCUGGCUGCAAUAGACCCAAAUCGAAUCUUGGCUUCAGUUCGAAUCCAUCAGGGAGCAAACGUUCCAGUUCGCUGUGCUCCACGUCACAGCCGAUAGCCAUCAAUGCGGCCAGCUCGGCAUGCUCUUUAAAUUCAGCGAUGACUGCACGCAAGACGGUGCAACAGGAAUCCUAUAGUUCCGUGGACUCGAGUGACUCCAAUGAUAAUCAAUCCAAGUCGCUGUUUGAGUUGUGCAUACUAAAUGGCAUGUACAAGUCCAAGGAGCCGGGCAGAUCCCAACAACUGACAGUAAUUGGCAGCAGCUCCUCAGCACAAUCGAAUCCCAAUCUCAAGCAAUUUGAUUCGUUACCGGUUCAAUUGCCGGUGCAGUCGAAACGACAGCGUCACCAUCAUCAUCAUCAUCACCAUCAUCAUCAGCAUCAACAGCAUCAACAGCGUGAACGGGAGCGUGAGCGUAAGGAUGAGAAGCUGCUGAUGGAGUGCAUCAAUACGGGCAUCUCCAAGAAGAUCAAUGCGGUGCCAAAAAACGCGCUAGCUACGUCUGCAGUUGCAUUGGAACCGUGUCACCCAAUGGCAGCUACUACAUCAGCAAGUGUUCACAGCACAGCAGCUCCAGACGUAGACAGCAACAACAAGAAAACGCACGCAACCCAACACAACAACAACAACAACACCAACAACAUCAGCAACACCAGCAACAACCAUCCCAACCGGAGCAUCCAUCGCUUCCAGCACCACAACGGCAUCGACAUCGACACAGACGCAGCAAGAAGUCCAGCUCCAAGUCCAGAGAUCGAGAACUCGAUCGAUCCCGUGACCGUUAUUGGGUCUAAGCCAACAGAUCCAGAGGCAGAUCGUUCCAGUGAUGAAUCAAAUCAGUCAUUUAUUCUGGAUACUUCAGUCAGAUUGGAUGAAGUAACUGAUGCAGCCAGGCAAUCAAAUCCCAGCUGUAGCUCUGACAAGCACAAGGAUCCGGAUUUGAUGUUGAAAUCUGUGGAGAGACUUACGCUGGAGUUUGUGACAUCCGCUGAACAGUUGCGCACAGGACACAGUCAGAAACCCAGCCAGAGUCACAGUCACAGUCAGAGUCACAGUCAUAGUCAUAAUCUGAGCCAGACUAACAACACUUGGAAUGAGAACACCUGUCCCAAUGAUGUGUCCUUUCCCAGCAUCAGUCAAUCGGCACCCAAAUUGGCCUCGCUCAGCUUGGAUGAUGAUCCAACUGAUGCGGAGGUCACUCAGGCAGCCGAGCUGCAGGAUUAUGCCGAAAUUACGCCAACGAAUGAGACACACACCACAAUGGAACAGCAGUUAGUAACCGAUAAACUGGACAGUCAAUCCUCUGCUGCACUCAAUUUUCAGCUAGGCGGACCAGUUGUAAAUGCGGCAGUCCGAAGCUGCAGUGAGCAGCAGCAGCGAUUGCUGCUCUUCAAUGGCACCAGUGCCUCCAUGAUGACGAAUUCCACAAUGAUUGCAUUUGAGGCGCGUGCGCUGGCUGAGAAUCUGCAGCAGUUGCAGGCGAAUGUGGAUGCGGAUGCAGAUGAUGAUGGCACACAAUUGACAUUUAGCAUUAAUGGUAGUCUCGAUUUGGAUAAUGUGCGUCCACCGUCGGGCAUGGACUCGCUUAAUUCCGUCUGCAAUACGCAGCCGAGUUCGUUGUGUCAACCGUUGCCCAGUAAAUCGCCAAGAUUUGCGCGCAAAGGAUUCCCAGCUGGGCUGGUGGCCAGGCGAGCACUUGGUCAACUGGCGGGCAGUGCGGAGAGUGUCAAUUCCAGUUGUAAUUUAUUGGAUAACAUAAAGCCACCAUCGCUGAUGGAUGAGCUGCUAGACUCAAUGAUUAGCGUGGACAGCAUACAGUCCGAGGUGGCGGAUGCUGAACAGGAUUGCAGCAUGGCAACCACCAUAUCAGUGUCCAACUAUGAGACGGCAGCUGGCGAUGAUCAGACGCUGACGCUAACCGUGCUCCAAAGCUGCUGUGACUACGACGACGAGGAGGAGGAUGCCACCAUGAAUGAGGACUUUAGUUCGGCCGAAUCCACACCCAAACCGGGCUCGACGCCCUCGCCCAAUCGUCGUACGCUGACGCCAAAGCAGAAACGUCGCCUGGCCAAGGAUCGCUACAAGACGUACACCAUCUCCAGCAGCGUUUUGGAUGCGCCCGAUGUAAAUGAAACGUUGCAAAUUGAAAUUGUGGAGAGUGUGCCGUCAGCGAUGCCAGCAACGUCCUCGCCACGCCUCAAUGGACGACGACGUGGCAGCGCCGAGCGCUACAAGACGCAGUUGAUCGAGUGUCCACGCCAGCUGCUCCAAGAUGAUUGCCCCAGCGAACAGCUGUCCUCCAUUCGGGCAAUGAUGCAACAGUUUACUUAUAUUACAGACAUCAAUUUUGGCCAGCCCACGGUGACGGAGACGGAGGCACAGGCCGAGGAGUUGCCUGUGCUGGUGGAUGAUCCGCCAAGCUGUGAAUUGGAUCAAAAUUCGGAAACGGAGUCAUGUCAUGGUCGCGCACAGACGCCUCCAAUUGCAAUUGUCGAGCAGAAACAGGUCAACAUAAAGAAGGCAACACCGCCGCCCACAUUGGAACCCGCUGCAGCUGUCAAAGUGGUGCGUGGCAGGAAGAAGCCCGCCUACAUCUCGCCCUACAGCAUGCAGAGUCAGCGGGUUAGCAAUGCCGCUGCUGCUGCUGCCAAUGCCAAGAACAAGACGCUAUCGCCAACGAUUGCAAAGCGGAAUGCGGUGCCGGGAUUGCGGUUGCCCCUGAAGAAGAAGUCGACGCCGCCACCGCUAGCUACAGCAGCAACAACAACUGCUCCGACAGCAGCUGUUCCGACGCGAUUGGAACGUCAGGGCACCUUUGUCAAGGAUGAGCCAACAAACAUAAACGCACAAGUGCCCAUUGUGGAGGCACUGAGUCCGACUCAUCGAGCUUCCAAGCUGCCCACAAAGCGCACAACAGUAACAACAACUAAAGUGGCAGCAGCAGCAGCAACAGCAACCAAAGCAGCGUCACCCAAGCGCAUCAUUGCCAAGUCCACAAGUCGAGUGAUGCCACAACAACAACAACGACAAGCACAACAACAACGUGCCAACACAAAUAUACGUUUGGCGAGCGCCAAAGCAGCGGCUGCAUCACGCGUAGCCGCUCAAGCGUCACGUGUGUCAUCCACAACGCCGCCCUCCCGCAGCAACUCCAAUUUGAAUGGCGGCAGUGCAGCAGCCGCAGCGGCGGCCAAGAUUAACCAAGCGCAGAGUCGCAUUGCCAACAUUUGGAAGCGUGUGGAUGAGGCCAAAACGAAGACAAAGCAAGCGUCCAAUUUGAGGACACAACAAACGAAAUCUUCCAGCACACUGAACGGUGCAAUGUCGCGUCCAAUGCUGCUGCGUAGCUCCACAUUUGACAAUACGCCGCCAGUUGAAGGAGAAGGAGCAGGAGAAGGUGGCGGACGAAGAGGAGCAAGCAAUGCCGUUCCAGCAGCAACUCCCAAGUCCCGGUUGCCCGUUGUCGGUGCCCGCAAAUAAAAAAAUCGUGGAUAACGCACAGAGAAAGAAAAAGAGACAGAUGAUGGAGAAUCAAAUAUAUAUAUAAAUAUAAAUUAUACGCAAUAUUCUAUACUACUUUAUAGAAGGUAGCUAGAUCUAUAAGCGAUAAAAACACUCCUAGUUACUUAUACUAAUCCAAUUCACAGUCAGAAAUCGGGUUAAUUCAGCUCCAAGUUCGUGUGUAGCCAAAUGUAUUGCAUAAUAAUCGGUAGAUAUAUAUACAUAUAUAUUCUUUCAGGCCUUUUCGAAAGUGUACAACUUAUAUAUACUGUUUACUAUAUAUACACUAUAUAUAUAAUACGAUAUUUAAAGUUAUAUAUCAUAUAUCAGUCAAGAUAGAUUGUACCCCUUGGUACUUGUUGAGGAUAUAGAUGGAUAUAUAUAUAUAUAUAUAUAUAGAAAAGUAGCUGGCCUAAAGUAAUCAACUUUAUAUAUAGUACACAUAAAUGUAUUAGGCGUAUUUGUUUUUUUUUAUACUAUAUGCCUUUGGCUUCCUUUUGCAAAACCAAAUAUUAUUUCAAAAAAUGAAAAAACUGAUUAAAAUAAACACAUUUAUAGUCACAGCUUUUUAAGUAUACAGAACGACGUUCGAUUUAAUAAUACAUUUUAUUAUGAUUAACUUUAAGUGUAUCUUGUAUUUGUAUUUCUUUGAGCUUACCACAUUACAAUCGGUCUGUAGUUAGUUUUGAUUUAAGCCCAUUUUACAGUUCUAAUACAUAUUAAUAAUAAAAAACAUAAAAAUGCUUUUCGACAACAAA